AUGGAAAUCACUAAUGAAAAUAACACACAACAAGAGAUUAUUCCUGUACAAUAUUCUUUAGAGGAACGAGUCCAAUUACUCGAGUUACGUAUGGAAGAACUUGUGGAAGCCAAAAAUUAUAUGAACAUGGUGAGAAGUUUCUGGAAGUUGAUUUAUAAAUAAUAAAAUGAAGUGUUUUCAGAUGUUGAAAGGUACAACCGAAGCACAACAUCGAAAUAAUACUCUUUUGGAUGAAUUAAGCGAUGGGCAGAAGAAGAUGAUGAAGAAUAUCAAGAAUAUCACACAUUCUGUGAGAUUUAAAGGUGAGCUUCGACUUUUUAGUUGAAAAUAUUGAAUUUUUUCAUUUUUCAGACCAACCCGUCGUUGAGAAACAUGUAUAUGACCAAGAUGCGGGAAUUGCGCCAACUGCAACACAAAAAGAAAAAGAUAAGAAGAAAUCUGGAAGCAAAGUGACUGCGAAGAAGCCAAAAACAGUUCCAACUAGAAGAAGUGUAAGAGGUUUUGAUAUUUUCAAAAACAAAUUGAUGUUUUUCAGCCCCGCUUGCUCGCAAAGCAGAAAUAAAUCAACUCAUGAAGUUUUUACGGUAUGAUUUUAUCAAUUUUUAACUUUUUAAUAAAUCCUGUUGAAACUCAGAGAUUUUUCGAUGAAAAAUGCGAAAAAUUAA
This is a messenger RNA of Caenorhabditis angaria, 665 nucleotides long. The record is from the annotation of a GenBank genome assembly. NCBI's taxonomy places the organism in Eukaryota, Metazoa, Nematoda, Chromadorea, Rhabditida, Rhabditidae.